UGCGUAUACGCUUUAAUCGUCGCCUCCUGUCUUGGCCUCCGCUUGCGUUUCAUUUUUGUUUUUGCGUCUCAUUGUGGAAAAAUUAAGAUGAAACUAUUUCUCCCAUUGAAUUCCGCUAUCUAAUUAAUCUAUGGCUUCUCUUCAAAUUCUCAAAUCAACUCUCUCUCUUCCUUCCAUCUCUCACCCGAAUUUUGGCUCUCAAUCAACCCGCUUCUUCUCUGACUUUGAUUCCCUACUCCUUCAUGGACGUCGGAGGAGUUUGCGUGUUGCCUGCGUUUGUAGAAGGUUCAGUUUCCGCUGCGCUGCUAAAGAUGCUGAUAAGGAAAGCAAUGGAGAAGAACCUCCAGAAUCAUUAUUCAUGAAGGAAUUGAAGAAGAGAGGCAUAACUCCCACUUCCUUGCUUGAGGAUACUAACAACAGUGACUUUGGACUUGGUGGCGAGAUGACUGGAGAAAACAGAGAUUUCUCCCGUAGAAGUGCUGUUUCAACUGAAGUUAACAAGAGUCUAUCCAAUCAAAGGGAGCGUUCCAUGCAAUUGAACAGUGAAGGCCUUGAGGGGUUGAUCCCUCGUGCUAAACUUUUGCUAACAAUUGGAGGAACGUUCUUCUUAGGAUUCUGGCCGUUGAUCAUCAUAACUGUUUCGUUCUUUUUUGGUUUAUAUUUUUUUUUCGGAUCCUCUUUUAUUCACGAUGGCAAAACGCCGAUAUCUCCUCCACCGUAUGUUGACCCAUAUGCUCUUUUAGAGGACGAGAGAAUUUCACAAAUAGCUCCUCCUGUAAAUUGACUGCUGCACAAUCCUAAUUGGUUGGUUUUCUGCUACUCUGUUUUCCUUUCCCAAUAUUUAUUUCUAUGAUAUGUAAAUGAUUAUUAGCUAGAAUUUUGUGGUCUUGUGCCCUAUUUUAUUUCUUAAAGUCUUUAGUUUUUUUUUUUUCUUUGACUAUAUGUGGGGGUGGGGUAUCGAAUAUCUGAUCUCAAAGUUGAUAGUUGAAGCUGUAAAACCUUCGAUCAUUCACAUGUAUGAGAAGGGGUAAAAGAGGGAAAAGCUGUUGAAGAAAGGAUGUAGGGAUGUGGCAAAUUUGAUUACAAGCCAUGGGGACCUUCGGCAGGGGUUUAUGCACGACUUGGGGGAUGUUCUGUGGAGGUGUGGAGAAUUUGGAGGUUGAGAAAGCGUUUGGGAGGGAGGCACUCUAGAAUCAGUCCUUAUUGUCUUGUUUUGUAAUUGCUCUGUUUUUCUUGUUUUAGAGAUAUGGUAAUAAAUAUUAUUGUCCUUUGGGUUGUUUUUUUUUAUUAUUGAAUAUGAAAGAUCAAGUAGAUAUCCAA
Molecule: messenger RNA, 1320 nt
Organism: Cucumis melo (muskmelon)
Lineage: Eukaryota; Viridiplantae; Streptophyta; Magnoliopsida; Cucurbitales; Cucurbitaceae
Exons: 4
Coding region: 131-784 (217 amino acids)
Source: RefSeq, a predicted model, not a curated record